AUGGAGCCCAUAACAGGUGGUAAUCAAACACAGGUGAUGGAAUUCAUCUUCCUUGGUUUUUCUGGUGCCUCAAAGGGUCAUGCCUUCCUAUUCCUGGUCUUCUUAGCAAUCUAUUUCAUUACCAUCAUUGGGAACACCACGAUAGUCACCCUGAUCCAGCUGGACUCCCGCCUCCACAGCCCCAUGUACUUUUUCCUCAGCCAUCUCUCCUGCUUGGAUGUUUGCUACUCAUCCGUCACUGUCCCCAAGAUCCUGGCAAACUUCGUGAGCCAGAAACCCACCAUUUCGUACAACCAGUGCAUGGCCCAGAUGUUCUUCCUGAUGACGUUUGCGGGUUCAGAGUGUGCCUUGCUGGCCGUCAUGGCCUACGACCGCUAUGCCGCCAUUUGCCAGCCACUGCGCUACAGUCAUCUCAUGAGCAGCCAAGUCCGUGUCCCUCUGGCCAUUUUUUCAUGGCUCUGGGGCAUCUUGGACUCAGCCAUCCACACCGCCCUGACCACCAACCUGUCCUUCUGUGGGGCCAACCAGAUUGACCACAUAUUUUGCGAUGUUCCACCGCUCCUGAAAAUCGCCUGCAGUGACACCUAUGUCAAUGAGAUGGCCCUUCACACAGCCAGCGUCUUUGUGGGCUUGAGUCCGUUCCUACUUGUUGCCAUCUCGUACAUCUACAUCCUGUCCGCCAUCUUGCGGAUUCGCUCCAACAUGGGCCGGCGCAAGGCCUUUUCCACAUGUGCUUCCCAUGUGGUGGUGGUCAUCAUCUACUUUGGGAUGGCCAACGUGAAUUACAACCGUCCCAGUGCUGGCUACUCCUUGGAACUCGACACCCUGAUCUCCACACUGUAUUGUAUCAUCACACCCAUGCUGAACCCGCUCAUCUACAGCUUCCGCAACAAGGAGGUGAAGAACGCCCUGUGGAAGACACUAGGUCUGAAGAGUAGGGAAUUUACUUCCCCAAGGAAGCAGUGA
Messenger RNA from Heteronotia binoei (common prickly gecko), 966 nucleotides. Its product is annotated as olfactory receptor 5T7-like. The coding region runs from base 1 to 966 and encodes 321 amino acids. The record is from RefSeq and is a predicted model, not a curated record. The transcript has a single exon. Gene Ontology annotation, molecular function: olfactory receptor activity; G protein-coupled receptor activity. Gene Ontology annotation, cellular component: membrane. Gene Ontology annotation, biological process: G protein-coupled receptor signaling pathway. Lineage: Eukaryota; Metazoa; Chordata; Lepidosauria; Squamata; Gekkonidae.